GCUGCUGCGUCUAUCUCUUCCAUCUUGUUCUCCGUCGCUCAGCUCCUCCAACGUCAGCGGCGACCGGGAAGACGGAGAUUUCAUCUCGACGUUCUCCUCAGCCAGAUUACCAAGUGGCAACGGACCGAACGACACCGAGCGGCGACGACUGUCCUUGACUGACGAGCUGGCCUGCGAGUCGCUCUCGAAGGACCAGGCACUCACGCUCGAGAGCUCGCCUACCUCGUCCUUGUCGUCUUCACCCGGACACUCCUCGUCCGGCUGCGCAACGCGAAGCUUCGGGUAGUCUGCGGCCUCGGCAUCCUGCUGCGCCAUGUCGACAUCGUCGGCUUCCGCGAAGUCCGAGAGAUCGUAGUCGCUCUCGCCGGCGCUGCUGCACUGGGCGUCGGCGUCCUCGUCCUCGUCGUCCACGUAGCCCUCCUCCUCGUAGCCGAGCUCGGAGGCCGACAGGAACGUGGUCUUGGCGCACGUGGCCACCAUGGACUGGAUGAGGUUGUGCUUGCAGUUGAAGACCACGGUGGCCUCGUCGGCCGCACCCUUCUGCUGCUGCAGCGCUUUGUGCAGGCGCACGCGGGAGCGCAGCGUGCGCUUGAGGUUGCUCAGCAGCACGCGCUCGCGCUGGUCCUCGCGGCGCAGCAGCUUGAGCUCGUCGUCGCGCAGCUCGGCCAGCUGCUCGGCGCGCUGGCGCUGGCUCAGCACGUUCUCCACGAUGUGCGCGCGCAGCAGCUCCGUCUCGUCCGCCACGGCCUGCAGGCGGCGCGCCAGGCGCUCGCGGCGGCGGCGCAGCAUGUCGCCCACCUGUUUGCUGGAGAAGGCCACGCACUUGAGCGCCUUGAGCACCUGCUUGGAGUUCUCCGCCGGGUCGUCCGAGACCGAGAGCUGCGGCAGCGGCGCCAUGGGCGACAUCCACGCGAUGGCGGCGGUGGACAUUUUACUGUAG
Molecule: messenger RNA, 940 nt
Organism: Phytophthora sojae
Lineage: Eukaryota; Oomycota; Peronosporomycetes; Peronosporales; Peronosporaceae
Exons: 3
Coding region: 479-940 (153 amino acids)
Source: RefSeq, a predicted model, not a curated record